AAUGUAGCAAUACGCACGCGCAUAAUGACGUUUGACAUCGUAGAGAUUUUGCUAGUGGUAUCGAAAGUCUUGCUAUCCCUUUUAGCCAAGCGUAGGCCAGUAAACCAUCUUUGGUAAGACACUGGAAUCCAGAACAGCAAAUUCAGAAACGGACCCGUUGUCACCAACAGCCACAUUUGUUGUAAUAAUCUUCGUGCUGACACUUCUUGGAAGCUGAGCCUGCUUCCCAAAUCCCAUAUGCUCUCGGUUUGCAUGGAGAUGCUUGUGUAUGCACCCUCGCUUUCUGUCAAGUGUUUUCUGUCCUUUGGCCGAACUAAAAGAUGGUGAAGCCAGACAUUCACACUCUGGCCCACCACCUGAAACAGGAGAGGCUAUACGUGGCUUCAGAGAAACAGCUUAUCCAGCGGCUCAAUUGUGAAGUACUAAAGACAGCAGAAAGACUCUAUCGUACAGCCUGGAUAGCCAAACAACAGAGGAUUAACCUUGAUCGCCUCAUCCUCACCAGUGCUGAGGCAUCCCCGGCUGAAUGCUGCUUGCAUGCUAAGGUGUUAGAGAGUACGCAGUUUGUUGAUGGCUACAAGAUUCUGGGCUUUCAGGAGAGUAUCUAUGGAGAGUUCCUUGGCCGGCUGAGGGAAAAUCCACGCUUGGUGGCAUCCUGUCUGGUUGCUGGGGAGAGACUUAACCAAGAACAUACACAAGGAGUGAUCCAUACUGUGUUUACCUCACUUUAUGGCAACUGCAUAAUGCAAGAGGAUGAAAUCUACCUACUACAAGUCCUGCGUUACCUAGUUGAGUUCGAGCUUAAGGAGAGUGAUAAUCCUCGUCGUUUGCUACGGCGGGGCACAUGUGCUUUUAGUAUCCUGUUUAAGCUAUUCUCUGAGGGCCUGUACUCUGCCAAGCUAUUCCUCACUGCCACCUUACAUGAGCCCAUUAUGCAGCUACUGGUGGAGGAUGAAGACCACCUAGAGACUGAUCCAGCCAAAGUGACUGAAAGAUUCACCCCAACACAACAGGAGCGUCUGUUUGGGGAGAAGGGUUCUGAUUCUUACUGUCAAAAGGUUCAGGCAGUUGUAGAAUCCAACCAAGCCAAACUUGUGGCUCUUGUUAACUCAUUUAUUGGCUAUUUGAAGCAAAAUACCUACUGCUUCCCUCAGAGCUUGCGCUGGAUCGUGUCACAGAUGUACAAGUCACUGGCCCAAGUGGAAGGGCUGGAGGUUGGGGAGGUGAGGACCAUGUGCACAGACCUGUUGCUGACUUGUUUCAUCUGCCCAGCCAUUGUUAACCCUGAACAGUAUGGAAUCAUCUCAGAUGCUCCCAUUAAUGAAGUGGCACGCUUUAACCUAAUGCAGGUGGGGCAAUUGCUACAGCAGCUAGCCAUGGCUGACACAGAUGAUGGAGAUCCUCGACGGAAAAGCAAUUUGUCGAAAUUUGACAAAAGUUGUGUCGCUGCCUUUUUGGAUGUCAUGACUGGUGGAAGAACUGUGGAGACCCCUCCCAUGUCUUCAAUGAACCUUUUAGAGGGUCUCACACGAACUGUGGUUUAUAUCACAAACAAUCAGCUUCUGGCUUUGGUGGACUUUGUGCGCCGCAGCGUGACUACUGGUGACCAUCUCAGAGAGGAAGACCAUUUAGCUCUGGAAACACUGCUAGCCAGUGUACCUCAGUCCCAUGCAGUCAAGAGUAACAGCUUGGAGCUCACACCUCAGCUUUCCCCAGCUACUACACCUGUCAACAGGAAGAACAGAUUGCCCUUGGCAGCCACCCGUAGCCGCUCCCGCUCCAACAUCAUUCAGGACAGUGAGGCAGACGCUAGCUACCAGGACCCUCAGCUGGAAGUUUUGCCUGAGGAGGUGCUUGUCAUCUCAAUAGGAACUUCCUCUCAGACUAUGCCUGGAAUGAUGCCUGAAAAUGAGGUGCUGAACUUGCAACUUUCUGAUGAUGCUCAAGGAGAUGCCCCAGCUGAUGAAGCUAAACUGCAUGGAAAACCUGACAAAACCCUCCGCUUCUCUCUAUGUAGUGACAAUCUGGAAGGAGUCUCUGAGGGGCCAUCUAACCGUUCCAACUCUGUCUCAUCUCUGGACAUGGAAGCAGAGUCUGUGUCUGACUUAGGCCCAGGGCCGUCCGUCAGUAAUGGUGUUGAAGCUUUGCAGCUACUAGAACAUGAACAAGCCACCACGCAGGAUAAUCUGGAUGAUAAACUCAGAAAGUUUGAGAUUCGGGACAUGAUGGGUCUGACAGAUGAUCGGGAUAUCUCUGAGACAGUCAGUGAAACCUGGAGCACUGAUGUCCUUGGUAGUGACUUUGAUCCUAAUAUAGAUGAAGACAGACUUCAGGAAAUAUCAGGGGCUAUGGUGGAGAACAUGCUUGGAAGUCUGCUGUGCUUCCCAGCACCUGGCCCUGUUCUUUUGGACCCCUGCGGUUCAACAAUGUCUGAGACCACAAGUGAGGCCUGGAGUGUGGAAGUCCUGCCCAGUGACUCAGAGACUGCAGAUUUAAAGCAAGAGGAGCGCUUGCAGGAAUUAGAAAGCUGCUCAGGGGUGGGCAGCACUUCAGAUGAUACUGAAGUCAGAGAGGUCAGCUCCCGACCAAGCACCCCAGGAUUAAGCAUCAUCUCAGGUAUUAGUGUAACAUCUGAAGAUAUCCCCAACAAGGUUGAAGACCUGCGCUCAGAAUGUAGCUCAGAUUUUGGAGGCAAAGACUCUGUCACAAGCCCAGAUGGAGAGGAUUCUGCACACGGAGCACAUGGUUUGUCCUGUGUGCCUGCUCAAACUGACUCUCUGCUGACCAUGUUUGAUCCACUCUCUUCUGGAGAAGCACCUAGUGACAAAUCUAUCGACAUUUCGGGCAAACCUUGGCAACUUCCCGCAGAAGAGAGUGGCCAGUACUGCCCCCCAAGCAUGAGGUCCUGCUUUCCACCCGCAGGUACUGGCACUAUAGUUCGGCCCAAGGCACAUUACACCAGACCCCCUCAUCCUCCCCCAGACCCACCAAUCCCAGAGGCUUGUGCCACAGGACCUUCUGAACCCAGGGCAUCUCUCUUCUCCGCCCACGAUCCAGAGCACCCCAAGCAGAGACACUCAUACCCUGAGCGUUUGGUUAGGAGCCGCAGCACGGACAUAGUCUGUGCAGGGCGCAGACCCAACAGUGAUCCAGGCAUAAACCGCAGGACCAUGGUGGAGGACCAGGACCAAGCGGUUGCUUUUGCUGCUGGAUCCACCACUUCUCCAAACAAAGAUUCACUCAAAGUGGAGAUUGAUGACAAGAAGGACAGCGAUGAUGAGAAAUCAGACAGGAACAGACCCUGGUGGAAGAAACGGUUUGUUCCUGCCAUUCCUAAAGUGCUCUAUUGGACUGCAGAGAGUGAAAUGCCAGCACCAAUCGCAGCAUUCCGAAAGCGGGAUAAGCAUGAGAAGGAUGAUCUGGGAGCAGAGAAGGUCCCUCAAGGUAUGUCAGAUGAGCCUUCGUUACUGGGGCAGGGCUGUCAGGCUCAAGCAGUAGAAGACAUAUUGGACAAAUACAGGAACAUCAAGAGAACCAGCCCAAGUGAGGGAUCAACACCGUCCACCUAUGAUGUACCAGAUAUGUGUAAAGAGGGUGAACGUGAACAUAAAUCCCAUAGAAAUGAGGGCCUGCAGAACAUCUCUACGGAUGACCUGACGGACUCUGCCAGCCAGGUGGCACAGCCUCAGGACAGCAAGUUUUCCUUUAGUGAUGCUAAGAAGAAAUUACGUCUGGCUCUGUGCUCUGCAGAUUCGGUUGUUUUUCCUAUUAUGCCCACUGUAACACGGAAUGGCCUCCCCGACCAUGCAGAUCCUGAGGAUAAUGAGAUUGUGUGCUUUCUGAAAGUGCAGCUGGCAGAGGCUAUUAACUUGCAGGAUAAAAACCAGAUGGCUCAGAUCCAGGAGACCAUGCGUUGUGUCAGUCGCCUCGACCCACGCACCUGCAGAAAGCUCCUCACAGCAAUUGCUGAGGACUACAGAAAGCGGGCUCCAUACAUAGCGUAUUUGACACGGUGCCGGCAGGGACUACAGACUUCUCAGGCUCAUCUAGAGAAGCUGUUGCAGAGAGUACUUAGAGAUAAAGAAGUGGCCAACCGCUAUUUUACUACUGUCUGUGUCCGACUGCUUCUAGAACAUAUGGAAUCCAGGAUGCAGGACUUUAUCAGAGCAUUUCAGGGCUUUACAGCAGCUGAUGAUAAGACUGCAGCAGUGGAGGAUUUCCUGCGUUACCUCUAUGGUGCAAUGGCGCAUGAUGUCAUCUGGCAGUAUGCCAGUGAGGAACAGCUACAGGAUGCCCAGAUGGCUAUUGAACGUAGUGUCAUGAAUCGCAUCUUCAAAUUGGCUUUCUACCCAAACCAGGAUGGAGACAUUCUGCGAGACCAGGUUCUGCAAGAGCAUAUUAGUCGUCUGUCCAAAGUAGUGACUGCCAACCACAAGGCCCUACAAAUCCCAGAGGUGUAUAUGAGAGAGGCUCCAUGGCCUACUGCACAGGCAGAGAUCAGGACGAUCAGUGCAUACAAGACACCUCGUGAUAAAGUGCAGUGCAUCCUGCGCAUGUGCUCCACCAUCAUGAAUCUGCUCAGCUUGGCCAACGAGGAUGCUGUGCCUGGAGCUGAUGACUUUGUCCCUGUGCUUGUAUUUGUCCUUAUAAAGGCAAACCCACCCUGCCUUCUGUCCACCAUUCAGUACAUAUGUAAUUUCUAUGCCAGUCAGCUGAGUGGGGAGGAGUGCUAUUGGUGGAUGCAGUUCACAGCCGCUGUUGAAUUUAUUAAAACCAUUGACGAGCGCAAGUGAAGCAGAACAGCCACCUGUAUGGGCAACUGUUGAAGGAGAAAAAGAUGAGACUUCACAACCAACUGCACUGUCUUUCACUAAACCCACACAACAAGGCACUGCUUCAUUUUGACUAGCUUAUUUAACUAUUUAGAGCCACAGAGCGUUGAAUGUUUAAAAAAAAAAAAAAAAAAAGAGAGAGAGAAAAAAAGUGCCAUUAUAUUAAAAAAAAAAAAUGUACAAUUAUGUGAGGUGAUGUAGUUAGAUUUAACUGUAGAGGAUGAGGGGUACCAUAUAUUAACCUUAAACUAAUUUUGGACUCUAUCCUUUAGUUUGAGUGAGGUGGUUGGACUUACUUUGUGUUUUUUGUUUGUUUGGUUUUUUUAAUGAUCACUAUUUAACCUUGAUAUUUAAAUAUCUCAGUGAAUUAAAGAAGGGACCAGCCUUUUUGAUUGUGUACUUAUAUUAGUGGAGGCAAGCUUAAGAGAAGAAUUAAGAACCAUGCAUUCUCAUGUACAUUUUGCAACCAUUUAUCAUUUAAAACCCUCUAUCAUAAUGCAGACUCAUAAAUAUCACUAGCAUAUCACCCUCUUGCAGGUUUUGUGAUUACUUGCAUCACGCUUUUUAAAAAGGCAGUUGGUUAAAUUUAUGUAAGCUGGUGGUCAUGUUAAUUUUGCAUUUCUCUUCCUUGACAAGUAAGGGCAUGCAUAGUUAUAUAACUAAAAAGUAUAUUUAUUCUUUGUUUUAUAUGUACUGUUAUUUUUCAAAUUGGCCAUUGGGUGAGACAAAUGAAACAGCCCCUGUGGAGAUAUAUUGCUCAAAUUAUGUGAAUAUACUGAAACUGAAAAAACAGGGUUUCCUUGUGUGAGCAAAUGAAUUUGUGUAUAACCCAAUAUUUGCUUAGCAAACUUCUGGUUUGCUUUACCAUUUUAAUUUUAAUUAAAUUUUAGUAAUUUAGUUUUGGUAGUGGUGUAUGUUUUCAGCCACUUAUAAAUUCUGUGCUGAAUAUAACAACCAAGAUGCUGCCAGUAGAUCUUGUGAUUGAUACUUAAAGCGAUUACCUUCUUGUCUUGUCU
Messenger RNA from Ictalurus furcatus (blue catfish), 5848 nucleotides. RefSeq names its product GTPase activating protein and VPS9 domains 1 (gene gapvd1). Gene Ontology annotation, molecular function: guanyl-nucleotide exchange factor activity; calmodulin binding; GTPase activator activity. The record is from RefSeq and is a predicted model, not a curated record. Lineage: Eukaryota; Metazoa; Chordata; Actinopteri; Siluriformes; Ictaluridae. The transcript has 30 exons. The coding region runs from base 321 to 4793 and encodes 1490 amino acids. Gene Ontology annotation, biological process: vesicle-mediated transport; regulation of GTPase activity; regulation of actin cytoskeleton organization. Gene Ontology annotation, cellular component: endocytic vesicle; cytoplasm; cytosol.